AUGGCGCUUUUUAUAGCAGAAAGUUGUCCUAUUAGUCAUGUAGGCAAACUAACUAAAUUCUUUACAACAAAUUUUUCAGAUAGCAAAAGUUGUAAUAAUCUGACUCUUGGACGAACAAAAUGUUCAGCCAUAAUUUCAAAUGUUUUAGCACCACAUUUUAAAGAAAAUUUAAUAGUUGAUAUAGGUGAUAGCAACUAUAGUUUACUAAUUGACGAAAGUAAUGACAUUUCAGUUUCCAAGCUUUUAGGUAUUGUAAUUAGAUAUUACUCUCAAAAUAGAAAAUGCAUAACUACAACUUUUUUAGAUUUAGUACCACUUAAAGAGUGCAAUACUGAUGCAAUUUGUGAAGCAAUUAAAAUUUCCUUGAGAAAUAAUGCCUUGCAUAAACUCGUUGCAAUUGGAACAGAUAACGCUUCUGUAAUGAUAGGAAUCAAUAAUGGUGUAUAUGCUAAACUCAAAGCCGAAGUACCUACUUUGAUUCUGGUACGUUGCCUCUGUCAUUCAUUACAAUUAGCAAUUUCCCACGCUACAAAAAAAGGUCUUCCAAGAAAUAUAGAAUUUCUUAUUAAAGAAACAUUUAAUUGGUUUUCUCAUUCUGCGAUUAGACAAUCCAAAUACAAGGAACUCUAUUCUUUGAUGAAUGAUGGAAAUGAACCAUUGAAAUUAGUACAAAGUAGUGAGAUUCGUUGGAUGUCAAUUCAGACCGCUAUUGAUAGAAUUUUGAGACAAUGGAAUGAUUUAAAGGCAAAUUUUAAUUUGGCCAGAACAAACGAAAGAUGUUAUACGGCAGAAAUUUUGUUCUCAAUGUUUGAUGAUCAAAGAAAUUUCUUAUUUUUUUUAUUUCUUAAACCUGUACUUAAUGAAGUUCAGAGAUUAAAUAAAAUAUUUGAAUCUGAGAAUAAUGAUCCUACGAAGUUGCUACAGGACUUGCUAAAUUUAAUAGAAUCUUGUUGUUCUAAGAUUGUUAUUCCAGGAACAAAAAUAACAAAUGAAGUAGUAAUUGAAAACCAUUUAGCACUCAAUCCAUAUUUGGGUUAUCAGUUUGAAACUGAAAUAAACAAUUCUGCACUGUUAGAUGAAGAAAAGAAAAAUAUUCUUAGUCGCUGCAUUGCCUUCCUUUUGUCUCUUAUAAAACAACUUCGGCAAAGGUUACUUGACAAUAUAUCAAUAUUGAAAACCAUGACGUCACUGAGUAUUGACCAAUGCCUCAACUCAAUUAAAAGUGAUAUAAUAAAUUUUGUGAAAAUGUUUCUCACUGAUGAUGCAAUAUUAACUCGCAUUGACUUUCAGUGGAGGAAAAUUCAUACAAUUCAGUGGAAAGAAACUUCCAGCACGAUAAACCUGUGGAUGGAGGUAGCUCAAUACCGAGAUGCUGCCAGAGAAAAUUCCUCUAAAGACUUGGUCAAUUUUGUUUUAAAAAUUCUUUUAUUACCUUACUCAAAUGCAAAAUAUGGUUUGAAAAGAUUAGGGAAAUGCAGCUAUGAUUAUGAAUUGCCAGCAAAUGUCAUUCGAAAAAUAGGCACUAUGAAAUCAUAUCAACAUUUACAGUUUGAAGCAGGAUCAUCUUUUGAACACAAUGAAGAAAUUGAAGAAGUAAUGGAAUUUAGCGACGAAUGGACUUUUUGA
Messenger RNA from Centruroides sculpturatus (bark scorpion), 1626 nucleotides. RefSeq lists its product as uncharacterized. The transcript is spliced from 2 exons. Bases 1 to 1626 code for a protein of 541 amino acids. The record is from RefSeq and is a predicted model, not a curated record. Lineage: Eukaryota; Metazoa; Arthropoda; Arachnida; Scorpiones; Buthidae.